AUGUAUCUGCGACGAUAUUUUCUAACAAUGAAAUCGAAAGCACUAUUUGAUACUAAGGUUUUAAAAGUAAACCCACUAUCAAUUCGUUUCUCUCCGACUGCACAUAUAGAUGGAUCCUUGCCGAUAAUAAGUGACCCUGAAACAGAGGCAGCAUUACUAGAGGCAGCGAGGAUUAUAAGAGACACAGAUGAAACAGUGGCCUUUCCUACCGAGACUGUCUAUGGGCUUGGAGGCUCUGCGUUGAACGACAAUUCCGUGCUUAGUAUAUAUAAAGCCAAGAAUAGACCUAGCGACAAUCCUUUGAUCACACACGUUUCAUCAAUUGAUCAACUUAAUAGGAAGAUCUUUAAUCAAACGCAUCUUUCAGACGCAUCUUUGUUUGACAACAUACCGGCAAUUUAUCGGCCUUUGAUUUCAAGUCUUUGGCCCGGUCCACUAACCAUUCUUUUGCCAGUAUCAUCCUCAGAUUGUAGCACGUUAUCUAAGUUAACCACCGCAGACCAACCUACGUUUGCGGUACGUAUACCUGCUAAUCCAGUGGCUAGAGCAUUAAUCGCUUUGAGUGAUACGCCAAUAGCUGCACCCUCAGCAAAUGCGUCUACUAGGCCAUCUCCGACUUUAGCAUCCCAUGUUUACCAUGACUUAAAGGAUAAAAUUCCCAUGAUUCUCGAUGGAGGAGCGUGCAAAGUUGGCGUAGAAAGUACCGUCGUCGAUGGUCUAUGCAAUCCUCCAAUGCUACUGCGACCUGGUGGUUUUACUUAUGAGGAAAUCACUAAACUAGGCGGUGAGGCUUGGUCUCACUGCAAGGUUGAGAAUAAAAAAACAGUCGAAGAAGGUGAAAGGGUAAGAACGCCCGGUAUGAAGUAUAGACAUUAUUCCCCUUCGGCUAAGGUUAUUUUGUUGAUUCCCUAUACUAAAGACAAUAUUAUCAAUGGAAAGGAGAAUAAGAUGCUGAUGCUGAAUAGAUUGAUUAAAACUGAGCUACAAGCCAAUAAAAAUAUACACAAAAUUGCUAUACUAACUUCCCUAAAAUUACAGGAUUCCAAUCUACAAUCCAGUAUCCUUAAUGACCCUGAUUUUUGCUCGACAACUUUCAUCAUCGAAAGACUUGGGCAAACAGGUGAAGAAAUACAAGCUAACCUUUUUGCUGCUUUGAGAAAGGUAGAUGAAACUGAUAACGUUGACUUGAUAUUUGUUGAGGGUAUAGGCGAGGAAGGAGAGGGGUUGGCUGUUAUGAAUAGAUUAAGAAAAGCAGCUGCAAAUAACUGCAUACAAUUUUAA
Messenger RNA from Saccharomyces kudriavzevii IFO 1802, 1281 nucleotides. It is a transcript of the gene SUA5, whose product is annotated as threonylcarbamoyladenylate synthase. Gene Ontology annotation, cellular component: cytoplasm. Gene Ontology annotation, biological process: regulation of translational fidelity. NCBI's taxonomy places the organism in Eukaryota, Fungi, Ascomycota, Saccharomycetes, Saccharomycetales, Saccharomycetaceae. Gene Ontology annotation, molecular function: nucleotidyltransferase activity; tRNA binding; double-stranded RNA binding. The coding region runs from base 1 to 1281 and encodes 426 amino acids. The transcript has a single exon. The record is from RefSeq and is a predicted model, not a curated record.